AUGUUGACGCGACUUUUCAGCGAGCCCAGCCUGGUCCCCGAGGUCCCGAAAUUCGCCGGUUGGGCCGAGGAGUGCGAGGAGGAUGCGCGGAGCGAGAAGGAAGAACGGGCAGGGAAGGGCUGCGCCCCCCCCGAGGAACCGCCCGAGGGGUCGCUGGGGGAAAGCAAAGAGGAAGGGGAGUUAGGAGGGGACGAGGAGGAGGAGGAGGAGGAGGAGGAAGGCCUGGAGGAAGCGGAGGGUGAACGACCCAAGAAGCGGGGUCCCAAAAAACGCAAGAUGACCAAGGCGCGGCUGGAACGGUCCAAGCUGCGGCGGCAGAAGGCGAACGCCCGGGAGCGGAACCGAAUGCACGAUCUGAACGCGGCCCUGGACAACCUGCGCAAAGUGGUUCCUUGUUACUCCAAAACCCAAAAGCUCUCCAAAAUCGAGACCCUUCGCUUGGCCAAGAACUACAUCUGGGCUCUCUCCGAGAUCCUGCGCUCGGGCAAGCGGCCCGACCUGGUCUCCUACGUGCAGACUCUGUGCAAGGGGCUCUCCCAGCCCACCACCAACCUGGUGGCCGGUUGCCUCCAACUCAAUUCCCGUAAUUUCCUCACGGAGCAAGGCCAAGAAGGGGGUCGUUUUCACGGUCCCAACGCUUCCUUCGCCGUUCACCCUUACCCGUACCCCUGCUCGCGGCUGGCCGCGGCGCAGUGCCCACCCGCCGCCGGGCCCGGUGCCCACGGGUUGAGGACACACAGCUACUGCUCGUCCGCCUACGAGAGCAUCUACGGCAACGCCUCCCCCGAUUACAACAGCUCGGAGUACGACGGGGGGCUCAGCCCCCCCCUCUGCAUCAACGGCAACUUCUCCCUCAAGCAGGACUCUUCUUCCCCCGACCACGACAAAAGCUACCACUACUCUAUGCACUACUCGGCGCUGCCCGGUUCCCGCCCCACCGGCCACAACCUGGUCUUCGGUUCGGCGGGGGUACGCGGGGGGGUCCACUCCGAGAACAUCUUCCCCUACGACAUGCACCUCCCGCAUGAGCGGGGCCCCAUGUACGAGGAGCUCAACGCCUUCUUCCACAACUGA
This is a messenger RNA of Indicator indicator, 1074 nucleotides long. It is a transcript of the gene NEUROD2, whose product is annotated as neuronal differentiation 2. The record is from RefSeq and is a predicted model, not a curated record. Gene Ontology annotation, biological process: nervous system development; regulation of DNA-templated transcription. The coding region runs from base 1 to 1074 and encodes 357 amino acids. Gene Ontology annotation, molecular function: protein dimerization activity. NCBI's taxonomy places the organism in Eukaryota, Metazoa, Chordata, Aves, Piciformes, Indicatoridae. The transcript has a single exon.